This is a messenger RNA of Habropoda laboriosa, 733 nucleotides long. RefSeq names its product ERI1 exoribonuclease 3. The record is from RefSeq and is a predicted model, not a curated record. Bases 44 to 733 code for a protein of 229 amino acids. Gene Ontology annotation, molecular function: nucleic acid binding; 3'-5'-RNA exonuclease activity. The transcript is spliced from 2 exons. Lineage: Eukaryota; Metazoa; Arthropoda; Insecta; Hymenoptera; Apidae. Gene Ontology annotation, biological process: exonucleolytic trimming to generate mature 3'-end of 5.8S rRNA from tricistronic rRNA transcript (SSU-rRNA, 5.8S rRNA, LSU-rRNA).
GUCAAUAUCUUCCAGUGUAUAAUUGUCAACAUUUUAAUGAAUUAUGGCUCAACGAAUUCUUACGAAAUAUCCUAGAUCCAUUUACAAAGGAACAAAAGAAAUCAAGCAACAUUUCAAUUAUCUGCUUGUAAUGGAUUUUGAAUGUACUUGCAAAAAAUUUGAGAAAAUUGAACCUCAAGAAAUUAUCGAAUUUCCCUGUGCAGCAGUUUCUACAACAAGUUGGCAAAUAGAGAACGUGUUUCACGAGUAUAUUAAACCAAGAUUUCAUCCCCAACUUACUACAUUUUGCACAGAACUCACAGGAAUUAUACAAAGCAUGGUGGACAAUCAACUACAUUUCCCAGAAGUGUUUAAAAAAUUUUGUAAAUGGUUAGAAGAGAAUAAUUAUUUUAAAGAUGGAAAUGAUAGUGCAUUUGUCACAUGUGGUGAUUGGGAUCUCAAGCACAUGUUACCAUACCAAUGUAAACUAGACAAAGUGUCACUACCUGCACAGUUCUCAAAAUGGGUAAAUUUGAAAGGUAGUUUCUGCGAUGCAACAGAAUUUUAUCCACGGAGCUUAAUAGAUAUGCUUUCACAUUUUGACCUUCCUGUACAUGGAAGAAUACAUUCUGGCAUUAGUGAUGUAGAGAACAUGGUUAAGAUAAUACAAAAUUUAAACUCAAAAUACAAUUUUGAAUUUAAAAUAAAUAGUGCACAAACUGAUGUUUGGCAACAAUAUAUAAAACAUAGGUAG